CUCCGAACACAGAGCUCCUCUCCCUCCCCGCAACCAACCGCCGACGCCUAUAUAAAGCGUCGCGACGCCUGUUCCACGCCAGAACUCGAACGCAUCGCAAGAGUGUUGGCGGGUUUCGUUCAGGAUUUAUUACUGCGAAUUUCAGUUUGAAACUAAGCAAUUGGUCAGAUUCUUCGGUUAGAAAUUUACCAUCUGGUAUAGAAUUCUAUGACGAGAGAAAAAUUGAGCUUCGAAAAUCAGUGAGCGACAGUGAUUGUGUGCCAAUUAGUGUCUACCGGAUCUCCGAUCGUCUUUGACGACGAAUCGCAUUUCUGCACAGCUGUAAUUACCAAGGUUCCAGAUGUGGCCCCUCCUAGUCGUUUUGGCUUUGGUCGAUGCCUCGACCUCGAGAACUGAAAGUUUGAAUUUCAAGAACAGCCACAACGGAAUUCCCCUGCGAUUGAACGACCUGAGUAUGAACGUGAACGACAUGCUUCGUAAACCGGAAACCGACCGUCUCGACGAGUACGCAUCUGCACUGUCCGCAGUUCCCCUCACUGACGAUGCAAUCGGGGAAAAUGGAAACAAAUAUCAGGGCGACGAGGAACCUUUCGAUAAAUUGUCCAUAUUUGAGGACUUCGGGGAAAACCAACUCGACGGAAACGCUGACGACAGGAUUCCGCCAAGCGAGGUAGAGGACGACACUGAACUCGGUCAAUUGUCCGCAUACCUUACCCAACUCCUUCAGGAACCGGGUGGCUGGGAGCCUCCCGUCUUCGUGAUCGAGGAACCAGCCGUUCAAUGGGAGAGUCCUGGAGAGGUGGACGAUUUGCAGGAUGGACUUGAGGCUCUUCCGACACCGUGGAAACGUUCUCGUUACUACAGACGAUAUCCUUGGAAGCGACAGAACUCCAGGUCUCAUUACGCAAAUGACAGCUCAAGAUACCUCUGCACGCCGACUCGGGAGGACGUCUUUCAGCUGCUCGUCGCACUGCACGACGCACGUCAAGGGAACAAGUCCAAAACCGUGAAUUUUUGCAAACGGCGACGUCCCGCCGGAACGGUGUUCACCAACAUCCGUUUCCUCGGACGCAGGAAAUAGUGAGGACUCGACGCGUUUUCCCACAUCCUGCAGCUACACUAUACCGUAUACUUAUAUGAACACACUUCGUAUUUUCAAUAAUCACUCUCUCGCUGAUACCCCGUGUUGUAAUGGCGAAUGCUGAGCACACGGCUAGUCAAUAAACCGAUUAAACCUA
Molecule: messenger RNA, 1238 nt
Organism: Diprion similis
Lineage: Eukaryota; Metazoa; Arthropoda; Insecta; Hymenoptera; Diprionidae
Exons: 5
Coding region: 341-1081 (246 amino acids)
Source: RefSeq, a predicted model, not a curated record